AUGAGCCGCAGAAGUUUCUGGGCCUGGGGGUUGGAGCAGGACGAGCCCACCGGCCAGCAGGUCCGCGAGGCCGCCGCCCGGCUGUCACAGCGCUACGGCGUUGAGGUCGAGCCGGUAAUGCCGCCCCGGGCCGAGGACCUGCGCCUCAGGGCGCCCCGCAUCAGUCCGCCGUCUGCACUGGCCGCCAUCUGCUCUAGCGACGACCACGACCGGGCGGUGCAUACCUACGGCCGUAGCUUCCGCGACCGCAUCCGCGCCUUCAACCUGCAGUUCCCCAACCCGCCCGACAUCGUUGCCCGCCCGACCAUCGAGGACGAGGUUAUCGCGGUGCUGGACUGGUGCUCCUCAUCGGGCCAUGCCGCCAUACCCUACGGAGGAGGCAGCUCGACGGUGGCGGGCUUCGAGCCGCCCGAUGGCUACGACGGCAUCGUAACCAUCGACCUGUCGGCGCUGGACCAGGUACUGGAGGUGGACGACAUCUCCCGCGCUGCGCGAAUCCAGGCAGGCGCCUACGGCCCUGGCCUGGAGGCCCAGCUGCGCCCCCACGGGUUCACGCUGCGGCACUACCCGCAGAGUUUCGAGUACUCAUCGCUGGGAGGGUGGAUCGCCACUAAACGCGUCCGGUGGCACAACGGCGCCGAAUCACACCACAUCGGACGAUUUGUCGAGGCGGUGCGUAUGUGCACCCCACGCGCGUGUGGGAGUCGCGGCGAGUGA
This is a messenger RNA of Geodia barretti, 717 nucleotides long. NCBI's taxonomy places the organism in Eukaryota, Metazoa, Porifera, Demospongiae, Tetractinellida, Geodiidae. The record is from the annotation of a GenBank genome assembly.